Ictalurus punctatus (channel catfish) is the source of this 2175-nucleotide messenger RNA. RefSeq names its product arrestin domain-containing protein 3. Gene Ontology annotation, biological process: protein transport. The transcript has 7 exons. The record is from RefSeq and is a predicted model, not a curated record. Bases 126 to 1466 code for a protein of 446 amino acids. NCBI's taxonomy places the organism in Eukaryota, Metazoa, Chordata, Actinopteri, Siluriformes, Ictaluridae. Gene Ontology annotation, cellular component: plasma membrane; cytoplasm.
AUUCCAGUCCAACCACUAUCACUAUCAAUACCACUACAUUUCUCCAUAUCAGUGUUGUUGAACCCGGAGACACAGCACAGUCCAAUGUACUUAGCUCUUACAGACAGCAGCCUCGAGUCGGAGCAAUGUCUGGAAGUAUAAAAGCCUUCUCAAUAAACUACAACCCGGUUAACGAAAGUAACACGUUUACAAAUGGCGAUAUUCUUCAGGGGACAAUUGUUCUGCAAGUCAGCAAAGAGGUCAAAAUUGACAAACUUUUUGUAAAGUGUAAAGGGGACGCGAAUGUUCACUGGACCGAAUCAAACGGCACCGAUAACGACGACUCCUACAACGCUCAUGAGAGAUACUUCAAACUCAAACAGAUCUUAAUUUGGGACAACUCUAAGAUGGAACAAAAUGGAGACAUACUUGUAAGACAUGGGGAGACAUACAAGAAUUUGGUUAUGCCAGGACACCAUGCCUUUCCGUUUUCAUUUCAGCUUCCUCGUGGGAACACACCAUCAUCUUUUAAAGGAUCCCACGGAUCAAUUACAUAUGCUCUUCAGGCCAGACUGAGUAGAUCAUGGAAGAUCCCUCAAACUGUAACGAAGGAAUUCACCUUUGUGUCAACCUUUCAUGGAAAUGGUGCUCAUUUAAUGAGACCACUUUCUGGGUCCGUAGACAAAAAGCUGAAACUUUUCACCUCUGGAAGUGUCUCAAUCAGAGCAACUACUGACAAAGAGGGCUACAUGCAAGGUGAGAGAAUCAAGGUUGAAACCCUUAUUGAAAACUCUUCAUCUCGUGCUCUGAAGCUAAAAUUUAAACUUGAACAAAACCAGACGUUCAUCGCCAAAUCUCGACAUAAACAUGCAGCAAAAGUUAUUUUCAAAGCUGUGGAAGAUCCCAUUCCACCUAGAUCUAAGAAAACAUUCACCAGUAGGCUGAAGAUCCCUUCGAACUUGGACCAAACAAUCACAGACUGUAACAUUAUUAAAGUGGAGUACAUGCUCAAGGUGUAUUUGGAUGUUCCUUAUGCUAGAGAUCCAGAAAUUAUAUUUCCAGUGGUGAUUAUCCCAGCAGGCCAAUACAGCUUUCCACAGCCAAACCAAGUAGAUUCCUAUGCCAGUCAGAACAGACGGGAAUCAAUAGGCACAGGUUCUGCAUUCCAGCCAGCAUUUGUUGCCUUCCCCCCUGUUCCUGCUGCUACUGCCUUUGGACCAGCUCCUAAUGUAUACCCAAGUGUAUACACUCAGCCAGCCAAUCCAGUGGAACCACCACCUUCUUAUACAGACAUCUUUCCAGACUCAAAUCCAUCAGCAUCAGGAUUCAACCCAUCUCUAUUACCCUUCAGUCCGCCACCAUACACCACUAUGGGUUCUUCACCUGCCCCUCACCACCAUACACCAGAGUGUCCAACACCAGAGUGUCCAGGCGCUGCAGGAUACUGGCAAAGUCCAGCAAAUCCAGAUUUUUAUCCUACUAAAUAGACUGAAUAAUCAGAACAGCGUUCACCACAAUCACCAUUUUCAGUGCAAUACAAAAUGAUAUUGAACCAAAUUGUCAUGGUUGAUAUGUCAGUGCUUUUUUUUUUUGGUUAGGGGAAAAUGUUUACUACUGUUGACAUUUACUUUCUUUAUAUUUUUCAUGCAGAGAACUAUAUUUUUUCUACAUUUUGUUUGAUUUUAUAAACCAAAAUCAAGUAUAUUCAUAGAGUUCAAUCAUAUAUACGUGUGUGAGUGUGUGAGUGUGUGUAUACCAAAAUAAAAGCAGAUGAAAAUAACAGUGAGAAAAAAAAAAUAAUAGCCUAAACUAAUAAUAUACAGUCUGUUGGGGGAUAAAUAACGCUGCAACCAGUCACUCUUUAUACACAUGUAAUAAUAGGUUACCUUAAAUAUACAAUCAAUCAGAUUCUCUAUCUAUAUUGAUUAAUGUUUAAGAUCAAUUAUGGUUUUACAUGUCUGAUCCCAAUGUUAAAUUAUUGUGAUUAUAGCCUUGUUCAAGAUGGGCAAUAUCUAUUAAUUAGGAUAACCACAGAUGUUUUGGCAGACUUUUAGGUGGGAACCCUGAGCAAACUAUAGCUUUCUUUGCCGCUGUAAACCCUGAUAUUGGAAGCUUUCUUUGGUAUAGUUGUAAUGGAAUUAUAGAGUGAUCAUUAAAUAGAAAUAAAGAUGGGUUAGCCUCCACUGUUAAACCCAA